Messenger RNA from Ectocarpus sp. CCAP 1310/34, 4337 nucleotides. The record is from the annotation of a GenBank genome assembly. Lineage: Eukaryota; Phaeophyceae; Ectocarpales; Ectocarpaceae.
GGUGCUUCCCCGUUUUCGGUAGGAAAAUCCACGCCGACCAUUGACAUUGAUUUGUUCCAUGCCUCCACCGGCCAUGUAAACGAUUUUUUUGAUGCGUGAAACGGCCAAGCAGCAGGGCGUACGACUGGUGGGGGAGAUGCAGCCAUGUGUGGGCUGCGUGGAGGCGAAGGGCAGGUGGGCACCGGUGCCGAGGCGUGGCACCCGCGCGGCGGUACCGUUCGGCAAAGUCCACAUCGACCUCACGGGCCCGUUCUCUGACGCGCUGGACGGCUCCCGGUANUUGAUUUGGCGUACGACUGGUGGGGGAGAUAUCACCGUCGUCCCUUUUUUCCAGGAGGGGAUGAUGCGCGUGAAGCGGGCCACGAAGGCGGACGUCCAACCCGCGCGAUGCUUCUACCUGCACGGCGCCAACAACCCCUCGACGUCUACCGCCGUCGUUCUUCGUGCUGACACCGGUCGCCUCGCCCUCACCAACAACGUCGUGUGGGUCAACCGCCGGGCAGGGGCGCCGGCGCCGGUACCGGGCAUCGGGGGNCCUAUUUUUGCUUUUUUCCCCCGCGGCGUCGAUCCUCAGCCCCGUCGCCGAUCUCCGUCGCCCCAUCANUCGUCGCCCCCACCAUCAAGGACGUACACGUACACCCCGCCUGCACCAGCGACCACCGCACCGCUGCCGCCCGCUUCCCCGUCGAUCUUCACAGGAUCCUCAGCCCCGUCGCCGAUCUCCGUCGCCCCAUCAUCAGCCCCACCGUCGACCGCAACAACGCCGCCCCGUUCGCCCCCGGGCCUGCCGCCGCCGCCGCCGCAGCCCACCAGCGCCGCCAUCCCCGCUCCCCCGCACCCGCCGCUUUCGAAACGAGCCGUGAAGGAGUCGGGACGAAAGGACACGAGGGUACCCGGCCGCACGCGCGGCGAUGGAGUGUGGUUCAUGGAGGAACAACAACGACCGCCGCCCGGUGGCGGCGCCGCUCUCCACCACCGUCUUGGCCAUGGGAGCGGGGGGGCCGCAGGAGCUGGGGGGCCGGGGGGCCUGCACAUGUUCGCAGCAAUGUUCGCCACCCGCGAGGAUGUGGAAGCCACUCUUCGUGCCAAGCGCCCUCCUGACAAGACGCCGGACCUUCCUCACUGCCUCGCCAGCGACCUCCGAGUGCCGAAGACGCUGAAGGAGUCCAUGCGGUCUCAACAUUCAGAGUUGUGGGAUGAUGCAGUCGGUCGAGAGUUUUUCGGUUUGUUGGAUGCAGGAACGUUUAGUCCGGUGAAGCAACCAGUAGAGAACGCGAUCAUUGCCAAGUGGGUCUUCAAUUGUAAGGCAGACGAGUACGGACGGCCGACGAAAUUCAAGGCAAGACUUGUAGCGCGCGGGGACAUGCAGAGGGCUUCGAUUGAUUUUGGAGAAUUGUUUGCACCCACCGUAUCAGUGUCUAGUGUGCGCUUGUUGGCAGCAUUAGCGUGUGAGCAGAAUCUUGACUUGUGCCAUUUCGACAUUCAGCAGGCUUUUGUGCAGUCUGAGCUUGAUGAGGAUGUUUUCAUGCGCUUACCGCAGGGGUGUGGUAGGUUAUCUGGCUUGAUCGUGAAGCUAUGCAAGAGUCUGUAUGGUUUGAAGCAGGCAUCACGACAUUGGCAUUCGCACCUGACGAGGUGUUUGUUACUUUUAGGUUUUUUGCAGUGUCUGGCAGAUGCGUGUGUUUUUCGAUUGAUGGAGGAGGGACGUGUGAUCAUGAUCAUCGUGGUCCACGUGGAUGACAUUUUUGCUGUAGGGCAGAAGGAGAGGUGUGACAAGUUUGGCGAGGACCUCAACGAGAUGGUCCCCGUGAAAAACNUCACUUUUGCUGUAGGGCAGAAGGAAUGGUGUGACCAGUUUGGCAGGGAUCUCAACGAGAUGGUCCCCGUGAAGAACCUUGGAGAGUUGAGGUGGACGAGUUGGAUGGGGAUUACGUUUGAGAGGGGCGUCGUGACAGAGUAUGUGGCAAUUGCCGAAGUCUUGAAGGAAGUGUUGUUCUUGAGGCAGGUGUGGCGUUUUAUCUUGCCAAAUGUGGGUAUGCCGUGCAUCCCGGUGUUCGAGGAUAAUCAGGGAGCGAUUCAGAUCGCGUACAACCCGAUCACGAACUCCAACUCGAAACACAUCGAAAACAUCGAUGUACGGCAUCACUUUAUCAGGGAGCUGGUAGAGAGGAAAAAGAGUUCAAUUACUCAUGUGCCGACGCAAUUUCAGCAUGCGUGUUUCUUGACGAAGGCUAAUAGCAAGGAGUAUUUUGCGUUGCACCGUGACUUUGUGAUGAACUUGCAGUGAAGGAAAUGUUUUGGGGGCGAUUCAUAUUAUGUAGCGGAGAAAGAGGGAGGCGAGAUUGGACAAGAGAAAGAGAGAGUAUGAUGAAGGUGGUAAGGGUGUUGGAGUUGUGUUGGGAUUUUUCUUGGUUGUUUUGGAGGAGUUUUGCCAGUGUGGUAUUUUUGUUUUUUUUUUGCCUUCCGACAAUUGCAGAUGUACCUCAGAAAACUUUCACUUUAUGUCUCAUACUCUACAUGAAUACUAAACCAAUACGAAGUACAACAACAUAUUAUUGUAGGACUAAUUUCUAGUGUCACUUACAUCGUAAAAAUAUCUCCUCUUCAAUUUGAAAUAAAACCAAUGACAAUCCUCAUCGUAUCCUACAUGCGUUCGUAAGCUUGCUAAAAUACUACUGCGUUGAUGUCCUCUUGUAAAAGCUGAAAUCCAACAAAUGCUUUGAUCCAUGCUACAUCUCCGUGUCGGAAAAGCCUUUUCUUCUCCGUUUAUGACAACAUCUUACCCUACUCUACGCAAAUCUGUCACAUCUACUCUCAAACAAGAUGCCAACUUCAAACGAAAACGCGUUCUACGAUGCAUCUACACUCCAUCCCCAUAUCAUUGGCGUUGACUGGUUCGAGGUCGAUGUUUUCCUCUUUUCGGCGUCUUGACGCCCGCGCAAUGCGAGCUUGUACCUCUGCACUCGCCGAGAUAUGGCCACGUGUGUAGCCACCGAAACGAUCUGAAGAAGUCGUUCCGUGAAGACUCCUUUCAGAGCCAUCGUUCCUCCGUCUCUUCCUCCCACGGCAUGUGUCGCAAGUUCAUCGAUGAACUCGUAACCCUCCUCUCCAAGGCGGCCAAAGCUUUCCACGGCUAAGGUGGUAAGUUUAAAGCUGCGUUCGUCAAAGGACACGUGUCCCGGACGAGCGUAGUGCUGACGCUUUCGCGCCUCGGAUGCUUGGGCUGCGAUUCCAUCGCUGGUCGCGCUGCCGUUCCGCAAGUGUACCUGUGCUUGCGGGUCUGCGUGUGUGACAUCGAGGAGUAUUCCUUUGUUGCGGUACCCCGGAGAAGAUGCGUUCGUGAGGGCUCCUGGCCUGAUGACGAUGUCCAUGCUCAGGUUUCUUUCCCCCGUGAACGGUGCCCCGCUUUCAACGUCGUAUUUGACGCGAAGGCCGUGGAGUGCUCUCGAUAGUGCGUACUUUAACGGCUCGUGCAUGUUGACCUGUGCUCCAUCCCUUGGACAGGAACGCGUGUCCCCCUUGCCCUUGCGAGCUUCUCGUUCGUGCGUAUGCCAUGUUCCUGGCCUCUUGACCUCCGAAGGCGUUGUCCCUCGUGGGCGGUACCGCCUCCUGAGGGAGGUGCUCCAGAGACUCCAUGAACUUUUCAAGAUGUAUCUUGUUAAUCGCCUUGCCCAGUUUGUGCUGGGCUUUCCUCGGCGUAGUAGAUUCCCCAUCGUGUGCUGCCAGUUCUGCAACGGUGGGCUGACGCCUUCCGGUUUCUCCUGUCGGUUCUAAGGCCCACUCAACCCAUGACGGGGGAAGGAUCCCCUUCAGAAUCUCCACCGAUAUUGCAUGCUCCUGGUUGAGUUCUUUGAUAGCGUCCCCCAUCCGCUCCACCAACACGGUUCCCGGUAUCCGAACUCUCACCGACUCUCCCAAUGGACCCCGUAACGCGGCUAUAACCGAAGGAAGGGUGCUGACUAGCUUACCCAGAGAAGCUGAGAACCUUUGCAUAACGGCUGCUGGUAAUCCUAGUCCUCCGGCUCCUGUCGACAGGCGCGCCUGGGCUUGUUGAUAGGGCUUUAACUUGAAGCGGUCAGGCUGGCAGUCGUCUUGGAAGAACUCUUCUUCGACUCUAGGACCCACAUCACCAUAUUGUCCAGGCGUUCACAAGCCCCUCUCCCUAGCUUAUGAUUGAUGCCUCUCUCGAAAUAUCCGGAUCGCUGUGUCAGCGAUUGUGAUGUGACGAGGUGCGCCACCUGUUUGUCUGGCAUGCGCACCAGCAUGCGAGCAAGCUUGUCUGCACCCCCUUCAGUUAUCACUUUCAUUGCGAAAUCCUCGACGUAGGCAUCCGUCCC